AUGGCAAACGGCUCAAUCUUGUACCCAUUGCUCGUCGCUUGUCUCCUCGUCAGCUCGUCCUUUCAAUCUUUACAUCGACACGAUGGAGAUGCGGCUAUGCCAUCCUUAACACUGGAUAUAGACAAAUCUUUCCAUGGAUGUGAUCAGAACCUUGAACUAAAAAAAGCUUCUUGCAGCAAUAAAGACCUGGACACGGUUCCCCAGAAUCUUUCCGAGGAUACCGAGGUGCUUGACUUAUCUAAGAACAAUAUCACUAAACUCUUCAACUCCUCGUUUGAAUUAUACCCUCUUAUUACCUCCUUGGACAUUUCUCACAACGAUGUAAGAUCGAUAGAAUCGGGCGCUUUUUACCCCCUCAAGGGCUUACUGUACCUGUUUCUAUCCGCUAACCGGCGUCUUGUGCUUCCAGCAACAGGCGCCUUCAUGAUGUCUUCACAGCUUUCCAUUCUCGAACUAACGGCAUCAAACUUGAAGUCGCUCCCCAAUGACACUCUACAAUGGGGUCUACAUAUAUAUAUACUGCAUCUGUGGUUCAAUCAGCUCUCCUUCAUCAAUAUAAGUUCUUGUGGCAUGGUCAAGUCUGUAAUCUUGACUGGUAAUCGACUACAACACCUUACGGCGAGAGAUUUCAUCUUUGUGUGCCACACUGAUACUCUAGAUCUUACGAAAAACCAUAUCCAAACAGUAGACCCUGAUGUGAUCGCAUCACUACAUGUUCGCUCUUUGGUGCUAGGUGGGUACCCUUUGAGUGACGAAGUGUUAGCGAACAUCUUCAUCGGAAUCUCUAAAUCAGACAUCGAACAGCUUACAAUCGAGAAAGGAUCCGUUGGUGCGUUUCCUGAAGAUUUCUUUGAUCCACUGCGCGAUUCUUCUCUAUCCGUUCUGGACUUCAAUAGCAACGACCUGAGUAGCCUCUAUUCUUUAGUCUUCUCAAAUUUGACAAAACUCAUACAAUUCAGUUUCACAUAUAACAAUCUCCCAAUAGACGAAAUUCAACCAGACUUUUUCGAGGGCAUGAAGGCAUUAAGGGUACUGAUAAUCAACUACAACCAAGUAAGACAAGUUAAUCCUCACAAUCAGACUUGGACCGUGGACUUAUCGGAGUUUUACUUAUCCGGUAAUCUGCUUACAGAAAUAUCUGCAUCUGUAUUUCUUGGUUUAGGAAAUUUAACUUUCUUAGACAUGAGCUCGAACAAAUACCUUUCUUUCUUAGAGCUGACGGCCUUUUCGGGACUUGACAAUAUUCAAACCAUUUAUUUGACCGAAAGCCGUAUAACUGUUCUGGAAUUGUACACCCCAAUAUUAAGAUCACUUUCCAUAAACUCUCUUCGUUCAGAAUAUAAUCCUUUGCGACCAGGAGCCUCGUUUCAACAUUUACAAUCCCUUGUUAAUUUAGACAUGAAAGACUCUGGGCUUGACAUUUGGAACAUAUGGAAUGAAAAUAGAAACGUGUCUCUUUUCGAUGGGUUAUUGAAUCUUAUUAAUUUGGAAUUGAGUAGUAACCCUUCCCUGUGUUUUAUAAGUGAUUUACCACCAGGGAUAUUCCAGCAACUCUCUGUUUUACAAGAGCUAAAUCUAGACCGCUGCGAUAUUACAAAUCUACAUCCUCUUGUCUUCUCGGGGUUGGAAUCGCUUCAGAAGUUGAGUUUGAAAGGAAACAACAUCCAUCAUAUUCAUGAUGAUAUACUGUCGGGAUUGGGUCAAAUAAAAAGUAUCAACUUUGAAGGAAACCGUAUCGCGUACUUGGAGGAGCUAAUGUUCUCAAAUAACUGGAAGCUCACAGAUCUUUCAUUGGCCAACAACGGACUAACGCGCCUUAAUCAAAGCACUUUCAAGCCGAUCUUUUCCUCCAUUUCAUCACUUGAUCUAUCAAUGAACCCAAUCGAUUGUAACUGUGAACUAAAGUGGCUUAUUGAUUGGUUAAAUAAACCUAUACGCCUAAUAGACAAGGAAAAUACUAUCUGUUCGUCAGCAUCUCUGGAGCCUCUUCGUGAGAAACCCCUGCUUCAUUUUGAUCCAAAUGAACUCUGUAUAAUAAACUAUGGUAUAUUCUCUCUGAUUCCCCUCGCUUCCAUUAGCUUGGUUGUUAUCAGCGUGCUGGUGUAUCACUACCGAUGGCAGUUGAGGUACAAACUAUUUCUCUUGAAACUGGCCGUAGUUGGCUAUAAAGAGAUGCGAGACGCUCGAGACAACAAUGACUACGAGUUUGACGUGAACAUCAUUUUCUACGACGAUGACGAAGAAUGGAUUCGCGAACAGCUCCGACCGGCUCUCGAAGAACGGCUACAACAGUUUCAGAGGAACGUCUUCGGUGACGAAGACCUUGUAUUGGGUAUGCAUUACUUAGAUUCCGUCGAUUACGUGGUGAGCCAUAGUUACAAGACCAUCAUAGUGCUUAGCAGAGCUGCUGUGCACGACCACUGGUUCAUACUCAAGUUCCGUACGGCCAUGGACCAUGUGAGUGACACUCUGACUGAAUUCGUAGUAGUGGUUUUCCUCGAAGACAUCCCAGAUGAUGAAAUGCCAUUCUUGGCGAGAUUGUAUCUCAGUGAUGGCAGACCCUAUAUCCACUGGACUGAGAACGUGAGAGGACAAGAAUAUUUCUGGGAUGAAUUGACCAAAAAUCUUACCAUCAAUCUAAGGACAAAUGACUUGAUCCCAAACGAGUAGCAUAACAGUCA
Strongylocentrotus purpuratus (purple sea urchin) is the source of this 2681-nucleotide messenger RNA. RefSeq names its product slit homolog 2 protein-like. Lineage: Eukaryota; Metazoa; Echinodermata; Echinoidea; Camarodonta; Strongylocentrotidae. Gene Ontology annotation, cellular component: membrane. Gene Ontology annotation, molecular function: transmembrane signaling receptor activity; protein binding. The record is from RefSeq and is a predicted model, not a curated record. Gene Ontology annotation, biological process: immune response; toll-like receptor signaling pathway.